CAACGAAGACAGUGCUACUUCUGCAAUUGAAAGUGUGGGUUGAAGAUUAAUUCUAAGAGUGAAGGUCAUUUUAUUAACAUUGUUUAGUGUUAGUGUAUUUUGUUUGAUUUAAAAAAAAUAAGAAUUCCCAUAAAACUUAUUGGAAUUAAUUUUCUAAUCUACCAAAUUAGUUAGAAUGGCCCCUGUAAAAUUCUAUCAUAUGCCAAAAGGAGCUCCAUCCCGUGCAGUUGCCUUAACCAUUCGAAAUCUCAAACUCGAUGUUGAAAUAAUUGAAAUUGAUGUCUUAAAUGGCGAGCAAAUGUCUCCGGAAUUUGUAAAAAUUAACCCUCAACACACUGUUCCCACAAUAGACGACAAUGGAUUUAUUUUGUGGGAAUCACGAGCUAUUAUCACUUAUUUGGUUAACUCCAAAGCUCCUGGAAAUUCUCUCUAUCCAACUGAUACCCAGAUCCGAGCUACAAUAGAUGCUCGUUUAUAUUUUGAUGCCUCAACUUUGUAUGCUAGAGCGAGGGAAAUCAUGUUUCCUAUUCUUUUCCUUGGCGUUAAGACGGUGGAUGAGGAUAAGAAACAAUCCCUCUAUCAAGCAUUUGAAUUAAUGGAUACUUUCUUAGAAGGCCGAACGUGGUUUGCUGCAGAUCAUCCCAUUCUUGCUGAUUUAUCAAUUUUGGCUUCUUUUUCGACAUUUGUGUAUUGUGGAGCUAACGUUAGCAAGUACAAAAACAUCCAAGCUUGGUACAAGCGGUGUGAAUCUCUGCCAGGAUUCGAUGAGAACGAAAGUGGCGCCAAAGGAUUUGGCAAAGUGGUCAAGGAGAAAAUCGGCAUUACAGGCACAUGGGAUUGAGAUGCAUUAAUAUUCCAUCCGUUAUAUGUUUUCAUCAUGCUCAAAAGUAUGUUUGUUAUGCUGUUUCACUCAAUAUCGAUUAAUCGAUGAAUCGGGCAGGUUUGUGUCUCGGGUUGUGCUCAUCGUUAGAUGGUUCUAACGUUAUGUGGAGAAUAUACAUAUAAGAAGAAAAUAUAAAAGAGAUAAGCAAGAAUAUGUAGUAUAGGAGUAAAGAAAAAAAUAGCCACGAUUAUAUAGCAUAGCGUGGUAUGCGUGA
Lutzomyia longipalpis is the source of this 1097-nucleotide messenger RNA. RefSeq names its product glutathione S-transferase 1-like. Gene Ontology annotation, biological process: glutathione metabolic process. Lineage: Eukaryota; Metazoa; Arthropoda; Insecta; Diptera; Psychodidae. The record is from RefSeq and is a predicted model, not a curated record. Gene Ontology annotation, molecular function: glutathione transferase activity. Bases 176 to 841 code for a protein of 221 amino acids. The transcript has 4 exons.